Molecule: messenger RNA, 710 nt
Organism: Harpia harpyja (harpy eagle)
Lineage: Eukaryota; Metazoa; Chordata; Aves; Accipitriformes; Accipitridae
Product: small EDRK-rich factor 1-like
Exons: 3
Coding region: 103-291 (62 amino acids)
Source: RefSeq, a predicted model, not a curated record
GGCGGGCGGGGUGAUAGAAGGUUCUGGCAGCCGAAGGAGCGGUUGGUGCGUUGGUCGGUCAGUCGGUUGACCGGUGGUGGCGCGCGGCCCGAGCGUCUCGUGAUGACCCGUGGGAACCAGCGUGAGCUUGCCCGCCAAAAGAACCUGAAGAAGACUCAGGAGAUCCACAAAGGGAAAAGGAAAGAGGAUAGCUUGUCUGCUUCUCAGAGAAAACAGAGAGAUUCUGAAAUCAUGCAGCAGAAACAAAAAGUGGCUAAUGAAAGGAAGUCUCAGCAGGCAGGCGGAAAAUGAGCUGCCUGUAUGGAGAAGAUAGUGCACCACUUAAGCAGAAGGGCCUAGAAGAUUUCUAAAAGUGUCUGGCCACUAAAUGAUUAAAUGUCUGUCUUGCAGAGUUGUUCAACUAGCAUUAGUUUAGAGUAUUUUCUGGUUAACAUAGGCUUAGUUGUCUGGAGUGCCGUUUCAAAACUGACUGCAGUCUUCUGCAUGCACAUGAAUAAAAGUACCAAGCAAUAGCUUUAAUCCAGCUUUUGCUGCAUUUGUUGGUUUCACUUAAUGUUUCCACUAACAAUGAACUUAGACCAGAUUUUCUUGUUUUAGUUCUUGAAGUACAGCUUCAUUCAGAAUGGAAUGCACUUGUAAGAUGUGCUUAACCCUACAGAGGUCUGAACUGUAAAUCUCAAAUUAUUUUUACAAUAAAAUGUCGCAUGAAA